Musca vetustissima is the source of this 3175-nucleotide messenger RNA. RefSeq names its product lysosomal alpha-mannosidase (gene LManII). The record is from RefSeq and is a predicted model, not a curated record. The transcript has 8 exons. NCBI's taxonomy places the organism in Eukaryota, Metazoa, Arthropoda, Insecta, Diptera, Muscidae. Gene Ontology annotation, biological process: mannose metabolic process. Gene Ontology annotation, molecular function: alpha-mannosidase activity; carbohydrate binding. Bases 5 to 3175 code for a protein of 1056 amino acids. Gene Ontology annotation, cellular component: lysosome.
AUCAAUGCCAAAUGUAGGGGCUCAUUGUGGCUAUGCGAGUUGCCCCAAAACCAAGCCGCAUAUGCUGAAUGUCCACUUGGUUCCGCACACCCAUGAUGAUGUAGGCUGGCUGAAGACAGUCGAUCAAUAUUAUUAUGGCAGUCAAACGUUGAUACAAAAAGCCGGCGUGCAAUAUAUUUUAGAUUCAGUGGUUGCGGAAUUGCUAAAGGAUCCCGAGAAACGUUUUAUUUAUGUCGAGUCGGCAUUCUUUUUCAAAUGGUGGUCCGAACAGUCGGAUGCCAUGAAGCAGCAAGUCCGUAUGUUGGUCGAUGAAGGGCGUUUGGAAUUUAUUGGCGGGGCCUGGAGUAUGAAUGAUGAGGCAACGACCCAUUAUCAGAGUAUCAUUGAUCAAUUUGCAUGGGGAUUGAGACGCCUCAAUGACACCUUUGGUGAAUGUGGCCGACCUCGCAUUGGCUGGCAAAUUGACCCCUUCGGCCAUUCCCGUGAAAUGGCCUCAAUGUUUGCCCAAAUGGGCUUUGAUGGCCUCUUCUUUGGCCGUUUGGAUUAUCAGGACAAGGAUGAGCGCUUAAUGACGAAGAAAGCGGAAAUGAUUUGGAGAGCUUCGGCAAAUUUAGAUGAAGAUGCCCAUCUCUUCACCGGAGCCCUUUAUAACCAAUAUCAACCCCCACCAGGAUUCUGUUUCGAUAUUCUAUGUGCCGAUGAGCCGAUUAUCGAUGGCAAACACAGUCCGGAUAAUAAUGUCAAGAGGAGGGUCGAUGAAUUCUUUGAGUUUGUCAAGAAACAAUCAAAAUAUUAUCGCACCAAUAAUAUUAUUGUGACCAUGGGCGGUGAUUUUACCUAUCAGGAUGCCAAUGUUUAUUAUAAAAAUUUGGAUAAAUUAAUAAGAUAUGCCAAUGAACGCCAGGUGAAUGGCUCCCAAAUAAAUCUGCUCUACUCCACUCCCUCAUGCUAUCUGAAGGCUCUCCACGAUGCUGGCAUUACAUGGCCCACAAAGGAUGAUGAUUUCUUCCCCUAUGCCUCCGAUCCGCAUGCCUAUUGGACGGGAUAUUUCACCUCACGGCCCACCAUCAAACGUUACGAACGCAUGGGCAAUAAUUUCUUACAGGUUUGUAAACAGCUGACCACCCUCACUCCGAACUUGCAUCCGGAAUUAUUACCUCACCUCGGUUUUAUGCGUGAAACGAUGGGUGUAAUGCAACAUCAUGAUGCAGUAACGGGUACCGAAAAACAAAAGGUGGCCUAUGAUUAUGCUCGUCAUCUUAGUGUGGGAAUGCGAACAUGUUCGGCUAAUGCCCGUUCGGUAUUGAAUGUUUUGGUUGAAGGUGACUCACCGCGUCCGAAACGUUAUGGCAAACCACGACCGGUGAAAUUUGAAUUUAAAACUUGUUCGUUGCUGAAUAUUAGUUCGUGUGAUGUGUCGGAGCAGAGUGAGCAAUUUGUGUUGACGCUUUAUAAUCCUCUGGGUCAUUUGACAGAUGAAUAUGUGAGGAUCCCAGUGCCAGAUGUUAACUAUGUUGUCAAAGAUUAUAAAGAUGUGGUCAUGGACAUCCAAUAUGUCCCUGUGGCCGACCCUGUACAAAAUCUGACCUUCCGUGACUCUCAGGCAAAGUAUGAAUUGAUAUUCUUGGCCACUGAGCUACCGGCAUUUGGUUAUAAGUCCUACUACAUCAAGAAGACCAAUGGACAUCACAUGAAACCCGUACCAGAUCCGGAGAAUAUGUCCAGCUUGAUUGAUAUUGGUAAUGAGUACCUGCGCCUGACCUUUGACACCAAUGGCUUCCUGACCAAUGUUGAGGCCGAUGGGGUCUCUCGUAUAGUGAAUCAGGAAUUUUUGUAUUACGAAGCAGCCAUUGGUAAUAAUCGUGAAUUUGUAAACCGCUCCUCGGGAGCCUAUAUCUUUAGACCCAAGGAGGAUAAGGUACGCACCGUAACCGUGGCUCCGGAGAUCACCGUAUAUCGUGGCGAUUUAGUCGAGGAGGUCCAUCAGAAAUUUAACGAUUGGAUUAGCCAGGUGAUUCGCGUCUACAAGGGUAAACGUUAUGCCGAAUUUGAAUGGAUGGUUGGCCCUAUCCCCAUCGACGAUGGUGUGGGCAAAGAAAUCAUUACUCGCUUUAAUGCCGACAUUAAAUCGGAAGGUAUUUUCUAUACCGAUUCGAAUGGUCGUGAAAUGAUUAAACGAUUGAAAGAUCAUCGUGACACCUGGAGGGUGAAAUUGGAGGAACAUAUUGCGGGUAAUUAUUAUCCGGUGACCACAAAGAUAGCUUUGGAGGAUGAACAUGCCCGUAUGGCCAUAUUGACGGAUCGUGCUCAGGGUGGUUCGUCAUUGUCGGAUGGUUCAUUGGAAUUGAUGGUUCAUCGACGUCUACUGCACGAUGAUGCCUUUGGUGUUGAUGAGUCAUUGAAUGAGACAGCCUAUGGCCAGGGUUUGGUGGCCAGGGGUACACAUUAUUUGCUAUUCGGUUCGUCACAGCUCGAUCAAAGUCCCACCAUACAGGCAUGGGAAAGAUUUACUCAAUUGGAGAAAACUUUGUCGCCCUGGAAAUUCUUUAGUCAGACGAAUUAUAGCUAUACCCAAUGGAGGCAACAGUUUACGAAUAUUUUCACCGCCAUGUCUGCGAACUUACCCAAAAAUAUCCACCUCCUCACCUUUGAACCCUGGCAUGACCACGAAAUCUUGGUACGCUUUGAACAUCUGCUGGAAAAGGAUGAGGAUCCAAUGUUCUCGAAAUUUGUGCAAUUCAAUGUCAAGAACUUAUUCGCCGGAUUCUCAAUCAGUGAUAUGCGAGAAACGACCCUGGAUGGUAAUGCUUGGCUUGAUGAAAAUCGUCGCAUGGAAUUUGUACCCGAUCCUGAGGAAGAUAACUAUGAAAAUUAUGCCGUCUUCGCAAAGGCCUAUAAUUAUGUCCAGCUACAAAAGGCUGAUCGACCAAUGGUUUCGACCGAGUUCUAUGAGGAACUAUUGCCGGCUGGUAAAUUGGGUGCGGAAAAUAAUCGCUUGAAACGUGACACGUUGCACGAUCAUCAGGAAUUGAAUCGUUUGCGUAGCGAAAAAUUGAAGCGAAUGAAAUAUUCCAUUGGGGAAUUGCCCUUGGAGAAGAAUGAUGAUCGCAAAUUUUUAAUUGAACUGAGUGCCAUGGAGAUAAGGACAUUUAUUUUGACCUUAGGACCAGUUUGA